AUGGCUGAUGUGCAAGAACUGCUCUACACAUUGAUAGAGGUCCUCAUAGCUGUGGGCUGUUGCCUGGGAAACAUGUUUGUGAUUUGGGCAGUGUGGAAACACAGGGCUUUGAGAAAGCCCACCUACUACUUUGUCAUGUCCCUGGCAGUGGCUGAUUUCCUGGUGGGAGCAGUAACUGUGCCCCUAGCUGUGCUCGUGGAUGGGCGAGUGCACACCUCCUUCCACAACUGCCUCUUCAUCAGUUGUGUUGUGAUAGUGCCCAUCCAGGCAUCUGUGCUUUCACUCUUGGCCAUUGCUAUUGACCGAUACCUGUGUGUGCGGAUCCCACUCAGGUUUAAGAGGGUGGUGACCCUGAGGCGUGUAUGGAUUGUAGUAGGAGUCUGUUGGCUCUCUGCUGGUGUUUUAGGCUUCAUCCCCCUGUUUGGAUGGAACAACCAUGAAUCAUUAAUGAAAUCUGUAAACUCCACUACUAUCACCUGUGCCUUUAUCACUGUUGUUCCAAUGUCAUAUUUAGUCAACAUGAUCUUUUUUUCUUGCUUUCUUCCUCCCUUGGCAAUCAUGGCAGUUUUGUAUUUUUGUGUUUUCACCUCUAUUCGGAGGAAGCUCAGAGGAAGGGGUGUGGCUCCCGAAUCUAACUUGUAUUACCACAAAGAACGACGGCUGGCUGGGUGUCUGACCCUGGUCCUCGUGCUGUUUAUCAUCUCCUGGCUUCCUUUACACAUCAUGAACACUGUCACCUUUUACCUCCAUGCACGCAUUCCCCAUUCCCUUGUCCGCCUAGGCAUCCUCCUCACUCAUGUCAGCUCGGCCAUCAACCCCGUAGUUUAUGCCUUCAAAAUCCCAAAGAUACAUUCAGCGUACAGAAGCUUAUGGAAGAGGGUCUUCCAUUGUUUCAAAGAACCGCCCAAAGAUCAGAAGAGCCAGUCUGUGGACAUGAGUAACUACACAAACAGCACAAGCAGAAAGGAUCAAACAAAGAUGACUCUGCACACAACUUCUCUUCAGGCCAGAAAUGAAAGAAAUUAA
Messenger RNA from Chanos chanos (milkfish), 1026 nucleotides. Its product is annotated as adenosine receptor A3-like. Lineage: Eukaryota; Metazoa; Chordata; Actinopteri; Gonorynchiformes; Chanidae. The transcript has 2 exons. Gene Ontology annotation, cellular component: synapse; plasma membrane; dendrite. Gene Ontology annotation, molecular function: G protein-coupled adenosine receptor activity. Gene Ontology annotation, biological process: G protein-coupled adenosine receptor signaling pathway. The record is from RefSeq and is a predicted model, not a curated record. The coding region runs from base 1 to 1026 and encodes 341 amino acids.